AUGUUUCAACUGGAAGAGCAGUUCAAUGUAACUCGGGGGGCGACUCGGGCAGUGUUCAGCGGGGACGGGUCCCGCAUCGCGGUCGCUUGUGGCAGAAAGGUGAUAGUGAGGGAUUCCGAUGGCGGGAUGCAGGACCUGUCGUUACAACAUGCAGGCCCUGUCUCUGACGUCGCUUGGUCCCCCGAUGGGGAGUGUCUUGCGACCGCGGCAGACGAUUUUACAGUGUGUGUCACGCACGUCGCGUACGGACCCUUGCACAGACUCGCGUCGCAUACGGCACCUGUCGUUGCAGUGAGGUACAACUCUCGGGGGAACCUCCUGUACUCUGCGUCCCUCGACGAAAGUAUCAAAGUGUGGGACACACUCAGCGGUUCGCUGCUCAAGACUAUAUCUGCACACUCGGAGGCUGUCGUCGCAGUGGACUUGCCCCGCGGUGAUGACGCGGAUUGUUCCCUUCUCGCGUCAGGGUCGCACGACGGACUGAUCCGGUUGUUCGACAGUGUUUCGGGGCACUGUCUCCGCACGCUCACGUACGACAAGGACUGGCAGUUGGGGAAAGGUGUCGUUCCCGUCGUGCAGGUACAAUUUACACGGAACGCGCGGUUCCUCCUAGUGCGCACUCUAGAUGGAGCGCUCAAGCUGUGGGAUUGUGUCAACGGUACCGUAGUCCGCAGCUUCCCCUGGGGCACCGCUAGUUCCUCGCAAUUGACCCACGCGUGUGGCCAGGGGGUUCUCUACACUGCGGAACAACCCGUUGUGCUCGCAGGUGGAGAGACGGGGGAGAUCCACUGCUGGGAUGCACAGUCGAAACAGCAUGUCCAAGAACUACAACUCAGCGCAGCACCGGUUAUCAGCAUCGACUGCUGGGGGGACACCAUGGUCGCACUCACCCUCGACGGACAGUGUACCCGCUGGCGAUGGGUCCAAGUGUAA
Molecule: messenger RNA, 933 nt
Organism: Huiozyma naganishii CBS 8797
Lineage: Eukaryota; Fungi; Ascomycota; Saccharomycetes; Saccharomycetales; Saccharomycetaceae
Gene: SWD3
Product: Swd3p
Exons: 1
Coding region: 1-933 (310 amino acids)
Molecular function (GO): protein binding
Source: RefSeq, a predicted model, not a curated record